Molecule: messenger RNA, 2632 nt
Organism: Dermacentor andersoni
Lineage: Eukaryota; Metazoa; Arthropoda; Arachnida; Ixodida; Ixodidae
Source: RefSeq, a predicted model, not a curated record
AUCGCUAGCUAUAUAUCGCUAUAUAUGUCGCUAUAGCAUAUCCACUAAGUCGGUAUCAUGAUAUAAGCGCGCGCGAUAUGAAAUCUAAACGUCUGCAACGCGGGGUCACAUCAAAUGAACGGCGAACCAUUGUCGCUAGCAGUCCGUUACGAGACGGCGCGAAUAAAAAACGCAAUCGAUAAUCAAACUCGAGAGAGGUUCCGACACGUUACGUAGUAUACGCGGCCAUGGAUUGCAAGUCGCACAGUUUCUGAUAGCGCGUUCGCAGCAGCGGUUGCGUCCGUAUGCCCCACCGAUAGACAAUGCGGGCGGUACCGUAAUCCUCAGUGCGGCACGCAGCCGCAGUUGACCUAAGUGGACGCUACUGGAACAUUCCGAAACCGGCGGCUUAUGGAAGGCCAGAUUAUGGCAGCGAUCAUUUUCCUUCUAUUUCCUCGUGAUUUUUUUUUUUUUUUUUUUUUUUCCUUGCAGGCGAUCGGUUGCACCGAGUUGUUGAUCUCGUCGAUAACGGCUGUUGCGGUCCAGUGGCGACGAGCGAUGUAAGGCGCACGAAGGAAAGACGUCUGGGCACUGUAGCGCAUGCGCCAACAGUUGAGAGUUGCGCUUAAAUUUUGCUAUAAGAAGCGGCCGCCGAGAGACCCGCCCUUGAUUUUGCGGUUCACGCCGCAGUCGCCCGUGUCAGUUAAACCUCUGCAUCGUACCGCAUGUGCUCUGGCAGCGAUUGUCGACCACAUCACCGACUCCGAAACAGCCAUGGGUUCCGGCGCUGGCUUCUGCUGUAUGGCGUGCUUCGACGCUUUAAGUCGCGGCUGCACCACUUACGGCCUGGACUUGUGAAGUUGCGGUUACGGGACUCUUUUCCUCCGGAAUUCUCGCACGGCCCAUUGGAGCUCCCGGAAUACGUAUGCGACGCGCGGCGGCCAUUGCAUCUUUUCUCACGCACGAGCUGUCGCGCCUGACGCCAACGACGCCGUUGCUGCCAACAAGUCUGAAGUCUCGCCUGUCGCGGUCUUUUGUGCGCGUGUUCCCACGAACGAACUCGCCCUGCCAGGGCACUGCCGAGGCAACUGCCGUCGGCACGUGCUUCGACUACCUUGUGAGGUACGCACCUCAGGCCUCCGCUUCCUCUCGUCCCGCCGCUGACCGUCUGUACACUUCUGCUCCAGCCACACAGGUACUGACCUCCUGGCCAAUGAAGAACCUUGCACGACCCGCCCUGCAGUACGUCGACUGCUCUUCGUCUGCAACCCUUCACACCCGCAGCCCCUGAAGAUUCGUUCCAGAUACAUAGUACGCCAUGACGUCCAGCACUCGCCGUAGGGCGGCAAGCCUUGCUCACGAGGCAGUUCGUCACAUUGCAACGCCCGCUGACCUGCAGGAAAAGUCCCUCUCUGCCUGCUCCGUGCUGCCUCGAUGACGCAGCACAACCACGGAGUCAUGACCCGAACACCGAUCACGACAUCCGUGUGGGAGCUCUUUCCGCCCGGUGGCUGUAUCAUGGCCGUUCGAUGACUCUAAUUGAGGUCCCUUACUGUUUGAUGAGCGGACCAAAACAAUUCCAGGUAACAUGCUGGCUUCUCUGGCACACUGCUCAGUCAAUCUGGAGGUUUGUGCACGUUAACUCGCAUCCUGUGCUCUCCUACGCUGAUGCUGGUUCGCAUUGUGAAGUUGCGCGCGCGUAUGUGUUCGUGUGAGCAUGCGUAUGUGUGCGUGUGAGGGUGUUGAUGCAUGCAUGUUGUCAAUUUACUGCACGCGCGUGCGACUUCGGUAACUUCAUCUGGUUGUUGACAUAUUUUUAGCUGGGUGCGUUCUCGCUUCUUCCAUGGAAUUAUUGGUGGCUGGUCUCGUCUCAUCUGUCAAUUCUUCAGAAAGCUCGUUGAUGGUUCCGCAGUGAUGGUCGCCAAUCUUUUCCAAAAUCAUUCGAACUUUGGCUCUGGGCGGUCCCCUUAAUUGAAAGGAGUCCAGUGGCCCUUGCGUCGUCAACUUUUCUUAUCCAAGCAGUCUCUGUUGGUACAUUUUCUGUUCAUAUCUUCCUUCUUUAUGCUGUUAUUCAUCAUGGCUAAUGCGAAGCAUCAGCGUACUGUUACAAAAAGCAUACGGUGUGAAUUAAAGGCAAUAAAACAUUUCCGUUAGCUUCUGAGCAUCAUGCUUACCCUUCGAAAUAUAGGACUGGCAUGGCACCAAGUUUAUUUUAAAAAAAACCUGUCUGCAGUCACGUUAGCGGUAAAGCUGCGUACCACUACAGCCAAGCAAACCAGAUCCUGAACCUCCCUUCAGCAAGAUCGGACAUUGAUCGGGCGCCACCACCGCACGGGCCUGCGAUGUUGCGUCUUGGUCACUGUUUCAUCACCGUUACUUUGGUGCUUCGCUGUUCAUUGCCCAGUGUGAAUAUACCGGCUAGCAUUCACUUGUACUUUUCUAUAAGAUGUACUUGCUGUACAAUCUUCAUUGGAACUUAAUAAAAUGACGAAGGUGUUUUUUCUUUCGGAAUAUUUACCCUGUGUGGAGAACAUUGCACGGUUGUAAACAUUUUGACUUUUCUGUAGUGCAUAUUCUUGUAAACUCGGCGUUCACUGGAGUUACAUGCAAACUGAAAUAAACAUUUGGACAUUGUUCCAGAGUCGUUAAUGCA